AAGUUCGUCUUAAAUUAAGGUGAAUACUAUAGUUAUGCUGUUAUUAAAUUUUGUACUGUCUAUUAUUGUUUCUUUGUAUUAAGAUGAAAAUGAAUCUAAAAUAUUAUUUUAGCGUUUCAAUUUUGUGGAGUUUGAAAUAUAUUUUAACUUUAAAUGCUAGUGAUACUGAACUCAAGUUAUACUUAGUGGAAGUUGUAAAUCACAUUAUAUAUCAUGAUCAAUUUAAAGACAAAACAGAUUCAUGGAAUAAUUUAAAUACAACAGACGACUCUAUAUUUUUAUUAAACACAUCAUCUAAAAAAAUGAUAAAUGAUCUUAAUAUUACACCUCAAAUAUUUAGUUCAAUUAUAGUGUCAAUUAACUAUAGAUAUGCUAAAUUUUUAAAAAUAUAUAACAGUUAUGUAAUGAUAAUAAUAAGUGAAUGUGAAAACUAUUACAAUAAAAAAAUAUUUAACAAAUUUAUCGAAUGCACCAAUAUAAUUCACAAUGUUAUUGGUUGUUCAAAUGGAAUGUUUGAAAUUUUAAAUGAUAUUUUGAUGUUUAUUAAUAUCUUGGAUGUCAAUACUAUAUUUCCUGAAUAUGUAUUGCCAUAUACUGUAGUUAAUGAGAUUAAUACUGUUCAUGUAUUCACUGCAAUAACAAAACCAUGUACGUUUACUUAUAAAAAAUCGAAUGGAGCUUUUGAUACAGACGAUGCCUGCGAGUAUCUUUUAAGUAUCAAGCAUUUCCAUACUGAAGUAACUCAUAUGCUUGAAAAUAUUUCGUGUUUAGAUAAAAUCAGCCAUAUAAAUAAUAAUUUUAUUUAUAAAUAUAUACUUGAAAAGUAUAACCAGAAAUACGCAUUACAAAAAGAAAUAGACAAAAGUUUUGUUGAAUUUAUUUGUGAUGAUGUCAAAGUAUUUUAUAAAGAAACUAUCAAAAAUGAGAAUGAAAAUCUUGGGUUUCAAGAAUUAUUAAAUCAAACUUUACCUGGGCUUGUACCACCGUUGAAAGUUGUUGAUACUGAACAUAGGAUUGCUGCACUAAACAAAUUAUAUGCAAAACGUUAUUUUGAGCCUUUUAAGAAUAUUAAAAUUAUCUUAGAAAAUUUUUUGAAAAUAGACGCGAGUAUAUUAUUUCAAAAUGAAGUGAAUUCUUUUAACUUGCAGCAAAAUGAAAAAUAUUUUGAACAAUUAUUGUGGUGUAGGUAUAUCGAAAUAUUUAAAAAGUAUGAAAUAUUUUUAACCAUCAUAAUUAGCCAUUGUAGAUUUGAAGAAUUAAAAGGUACUAUAUAUAAUAAACAGUAUGUAGAAUGCAUAAAUCAAUUGCGUAGUUCAGUAUCGUUUUCUGUUAGUAUGAUUAAAUUGUUAUUAUCUGCUAUGGCAAUUCUAAAAAAAUUAUACAUUUGGAAGUAUCACGAAAGUAAUCAUAAUUGCAUGAAUAAACUAGCGAAUAUUGUAACAGAAUUAUUUUAUGAUCUAAAAGCUCUAAAUAUUGGUCCAUAUGAAAAUACUAAUACUGUGAAUGAAAUAAUAGCGAAAGCGUAUCUUGACCAAUUAUCCGAGACUCAUGAGAAAUUAAAAAAUGGUUUACAUAGUGAAAUGGGUAGUCGCUUAAGAUUUCGUUGCGAAUAUUUUGAAAACUUCACAGAUACUGCUAUAUUUUAUAGAUCAUAUAGUAAUCUGAAGUUUUCAACCAAACAUGAUGGUCCACUUUAUAAACUUAUUUGUUUACAUAUAAAUAGAUUUUGUAAUGAAAUUAUUGAAAAUGAUUAUAAAAAUCUAGGCUUUAAUGAUUUAAUAUAAAUAUUAUCCAUAUACAUUUUUAAAAAUAUAUUGGUUGUAAUUAUUUUUAAAAUUAUAUAACGAAUAUUAUUGUGAUAUGAUAUUUAAAUGAGACCCGAGCCCUCUUAUUCAUCUCUCUAUUAAUACUCAAGAAAACUUAAAAGUACUCAAUCAAUUAUUAGUUAAUAUUUUUGACUGGUCGCUUAACCUAGAUUAUUAAUUCAUUAAUUACUGGUAAUAUAAGAUUGUUACGUUUAUUAAAUUAUUAAUGAUUGUUGUUAAUCACUUUACAAUAACAUUUCUACCUCGCAUAUGAAAGUUGUUUGCAUACUUCGUUUGAGUCAGCGGGAGUCGGCUAUAAGAACUCGUGAGUUCUUAAAGGGUUUCAUCUUUAACUGCGUAGCUUAAAAUGCUGAAAACAUUAAAUUCAAACAGGUUUUAUAAAUCACUUUAAAUAGUUGUAAUUGAUUAAAAAUAAGCAUAAAAAUGGCUUUUAAAUGCAGGAAUGCGUUAUCGUCAUAGACUAGUUUUAGCGUUAAUCAUUG
Daktulosphaira vitifoliae (grape phylloxera) is the source of this 2308-nucleotide messenger RNA. RefSeq lists its product as uncharacterized. Lineage: Eukaryota; Metazoa; Arthropoda; Insecta; Hemiptera; Phylloxeridae. Bases 84 to 1784 code for a protein of 566 amino acids. The transcript has 2 exons. The record is from RefSeq and is a predicted model, not a curated record.